Molecule: messenger RNA, 4476 nt
Organism: Aspergillus saccharolyticus JOP 1030-1
Lineage: Eukaryota; Fungi; Ascomycota; Eurotiomycetes; Eurotiales; Aspergillaceae
Product: putative leucine permease transcriptional regulator (SAC3)
Exons: 5
Coding region: 295-4164 (1289 amino acids)
Biological process (GO): mRNA export from nucleus
Cellular component (GO): transcription export complex 2; cytoplasm; nucleus
Source: RefSeq, a predicted model, not a curated record
CUGCUCUUCUCUAUCUCCAUCGCCCCUCAGUCGCCUUGUCAUAUCACACCUUCUCGUUAUGUAUAAACUACAGCUGACUCUGCUGCCACACCCGUUCCCGCGGUUGCAUCGAUCAUACAGCGCUUCUAGAGUUCUCGAUCCCACUCGUUCCCCGCCCGGUGCCUGACCACGCAAGUCAUAACCCGAGAAACGCGCCCGGACAUAGACCACAAAUCUGGACAGAAGAACUGAGACGCUCCAGCUCAUCGCACGAAAAUUCGAACCCCCGUCCACGGUUCCGCUUCUCGCGGCAGAAUGGCCGGCCCAGCGAAUCCUUUCUCGGGCCUCGGCCAGAGAGAUGGGUCGGCUGACUCCGCUAGUCGUGGACGUGGUGGACUAUCUUCACGCUCAACGCCUUAUCAGCCUAAGGCUAACUCUGUAGCACGCGACCCCAGGCUUCGUGGGCGCGGACGGGGCGCUUCGGCGGUAAGAGGCACACGUGGUCUCGGGAGGGGAGCCAGCACGGGGAGUAAUGUCUGGAGGAAACAACCCGAGCAACAGGCAGAUUCUGCCGGCGUCGCCUCGUCGCCUUUCGGGCAGUUGAAGCAACCUGCUCCUUCCUCGGCUUCCCCUUCUGCGCAACCGUCCCCGAGCCCUUCUCCUUUCGCGGGUUUCGGGAAAGCCUCGCCUGCGUCGUUCGGGGCACCCUCCAAUUUCUCGGGAGCUCCAUUUGGUGGUACUGCGGCGUCACACGGGCAAGUAUUCGCGCAGCCCACGAACGGAGGACCCGGUGCAAACGUUCCCGUGGAAGACGCUGCGCUCUUGGGUAGCUAUACUGAUCGCUACGAAAAGCUCAAGCUCGAUAGGACGAAGCAAAGAGAGAAGGCUAUUAAGGAAGGUCAGAUGGCAGAUCCGAACCAGCCAACGUCGUUGCAGCAAGCCAUCACGCCCGUGGGCACCUGCACAAGCAUGUGUCCGGAAUUCGAGCGAGUCGAGCGCAUUGUUCAGAAGAUGGUCGACAAGAGCGAAAAGUAUCUGCAUCCUGCUACGAACACUUUGCAAAACAUGGAGUUGAAGAUGCUCAAACGAUUUCGACGAUCGGCCGCUGGAUAUGAUGCGCAACUUCCGUCUGAUAUCAGAACACCGCACACGCUCCUUCAAACCAUGAACUAUUUAAUUCGGCAUGUCCUUGACGGCCCCGAGCCACUAGGCUUGAUUCACAAGUUCGUCUGGGAUCGAACCCGUUCUAUUCGGAAUGACUUUUCGGUGCAACAGCUCACCCAAGAAGCCGAUGUCAAGAUCGCAGUGGCUUGCCUUGAGCGAAUCGCUCGAUUCCAUAUUGUGUCUCUGCACCUGCUGUCUAGCCCCGCCAACGAGGAACCAUUUGACCGACAUCAGGAACGCGAACAAUUAAACAACACAAUGCUCUCGCUAAUGUAUUACUAUGACGAUAACAGAGGACGUAUCCCUUUUCCCAACGAAGACGAGUUUCGAGCUUAUUACAUCCUUUUCUCGAUACAUGAUCAACGCCCUGAUUUGGAGUCCCGCGUUCAGAAAUGGCCAGUCGAGCUGAGAAGCUCACCUCGCGUCCAGAUGGCAUUGGAGCUUUUCGCUGCAGCCAGCAAUACUUGGGAGUACCAGGGUACACUUGAUGCCAAGCGUCCGAACGCUAUCGCUCAAGGCUUCUACAUGCGGUUCUUCAACCUGAUAGACUCGCCGGGGGUCUCCUAUUUAAUGGCAUGCGUUGCUGAGAUCUAUUUCAAUCAUAUGCGCCAAACCGCCAUCCGCUCGAUCUGGAAGGCUUACUGCCGCUACCCAGCCUCCCAGCAACACAAGAACGAAGAAUGGACAGUCGAUGAGCUUACUACAGUUCUUCGCUUCGAUGACCAUGACCAGACGAUCAAGUUCUGCGAAGAGCAGGACCUUCAAUUUGCCGAAAAUGCAAAUGGUGAUCUCUAUCUCAACUGGGGCACCCGUCCCGUGGACUCAGUGGCCUUCCAACCAUCGUCAGACCAUGCAUUCUCGGAGACAUACGUUGAAUCAAAGCGCGCAGGUAGAACUCUGCCGGCAAUCAUCCUUGGACUCAACAUCAAAGAAGCAGCAAAUUUGGCAAUGAUCGACAGUUCUCUUCUACCAGAACGUGUUUCCGCUCUGCCCGCUCCCCGUGCACUUACUUCGACAAACGAGGAUUCGCUUUUCGUGAGCGACGAGGACAAUGCACCUGCGUUCCGCUCGACUCCGCAAGAAGGGAGCUCCCGCAAUUCUCCAACGUCAACCUCUGGCUUUCAGAAUGCCUUUGCGAAUGCCCCUGCCCCAGCUAUAAGCACCGAAUCAAGUCGCCCCCCAACAUUCUCAUUCGCUAAGCCAUCGGUGUCACCCCAAGCGCCUCAGAAACAGGCGUCUCCUUUCUCGUCCCUCUCUCCCAACCCUUCCUUUGCCGCGUUUGGCGCCCCCUCACCAUCACCCUUGAGCCCCUUCGCCAACGGUGUCCCAACUUCAUCUCAACCAAGCCAACCGUCCUUUGGUCUUCCAGCUGUAAUGAGCAGUCAGCCUCCUUCAUCUUCGAGCCCAUUUGCAAAUGGCACGUCGCUGUUUCCACUCUCCAAGCCACCGCAACCAGAGCAGAGCACAAACACUUUUCCCCCCGCAUCGAGUAAUCAACAAGCUCUCUCUGACCACUCUGCUACGGCCACCUCACCUUUCUCCUUCAAACACCCUCAAGAGGACCAAAGCAAGACUUCUGUUUCCAGUACAUUAAACGCACCACAGGCCUCUCCGAAUUCAUCUUCAUCAACCACGUCGCCUUUCAACUUUGUACAACCACCGCAGCUGAAACAGUUUAAACCCGCAUUCUCAUCCAACAGCCAAGAACCCAUAUCUUCCUUCUCUGGUCUCCAAAAACCAAGCCAAGAGAUACGGGAAUCUACUUCCUUUUCACCUACCCCGUUUAAUUUUGCCGCUGUCUCUGCACAACCAUCCUCAACUUCCCUCUUCAGUACUUCCGUGCCUGCGUCUGCGUCUGCGUCAAGCCCCAUCCCAACUGCUGGGCAACCUGCUCCCAGCAUAUUCAGCCUUGAUACAACAUCCUCGUCAAACGGGUCAACUGGCUCAAGUUUCAGUGCUUCUGUACCGAGCCUGGCCGCUAAGCAGCCUCCAUCUUUGUUUCCUAACCCUUCGGAUGAAGCACCCAAACCGGUUUUCUCAUCUCCCUCAUUUUCGACUCCUAAAGAAACUAAAGAACCGGCUGCUUCCUCCUUUUCGCAGCCCACGGCUGCACAGUCAGAUGUUUCUCCUGAGAUGGAGCAGAGCAUCUCUAGUGGUGCACAAGCCAAUAUCCUUGAAAAGCAGACUACCACAUCUACAACGGCUGGAAAACUAGCUGCUCCUGUUGCAAACAAGGAACCAGAAUUAAAGCUGGGUGAUCUUGUUCCUCAACGGAAGCCACCGUCUGCAGCUAGUGUGUCCGGCAACGACAUGGCUCUAGAGCCUCCUACUCAGCCUUCACAGGAACCGGCCACGCUAGAGAACGAUGCGCCUGCGCAGCGUACUUCCUGGUUGUCAACCCUGAAGGAAGCGGCUGAUCGGCGUCGGGAGACCAAACCGACUACUGGCCGCAAAAGAGUGCAUGAGGAACCAGAAGAACAGCCCUCCGCCCCAGGCGGAAGCACAAAAUCCGUCAAGGCGCGAAAACCCGAAGCGCCGCUUGUGUCUACUAGGAAGUCGAUGGCACUUUCUUCUCUAAAGCCUCUGCCUAAGCUUCCCAUUCUGGAAAAAAUCGAGUCGAUGACGGCGCGGAAGCCAGCCGCGCCCGCCAAACCCCAGGAGCCCCGAUCUGUUCAAGUCGACGAAGACGAGCUUCUUCUCUCUGCUGCUCGCAUUGCAGCCGAGUCGCUGAGGAGCGGCCCUCGUAUUCUGGAUGGAUGGUCUAGUACUUCUUACGAUGGGCGAGCUUCCUCCUUCAGCCAUAGGAGCAGUGCAUCGCCAUCGUAUGCAUUUUCGCGAAGUCAAUCACCCCAGUCGGGCCAUGUGAAUGGAUACGAGGUGUCCCUGGCCCCUGACAACGGCUUGGGGCUGGGCCGGACCCUGUCCCGAACGGAGCAACGAAUUCGCAUGACGGGGGCUAAGGGAUUAGCCUAUAAGCCUUUGGACUUUACAUCUGCCGAUAGCAAACGGAAAUCUCGUUGAUGUGCUGUUGUCUGCGUGGCCAAGAAUUUUUGCGCACUACUGGGGAUACACUCUCUCUUGAUGCUUGUCUCGGGUGCAUUUAUUAUCAUUCCCUUCUGUUGCGCAGGCUUAUACAAGCAGACCCUAUUUCGUCAUGCAUGUCGUUGGAAGGUCAGGAAGAGAGCUUAUACCAUGAUUGCAUUUUGUCGUGGCGUUGGUUGGGCAUGAUACAGCUUUGUUGUUUUGUAGUUUACCUAAGCUUUGAUCGAUUGGGUUGAAUGCAUGGCGUGGAUUCAGUCUCUCGCAUACAGAAUUAUGUGUUGUAUAUAGCGC